AAUGGGCACAAGGUGGUCAAGGGUAGCCUGGACACCCUGGCUCUGCUCCCUGGUGCCACCCUGACCCUGUCCUGCCAGCCCUGGCUGUUUGCUUGCCAGGACCCUUCCCCUCCAUUGUCCCAUUGUCAUCCCAGCUGCUUCUUAGUGUGGGGUCACCACCUCCCUUUCCUGCUUCCUCCCCUCUGGAGGUAUAAGCUUGUGUCUGCCCUUGAGCUAGGUGGGACAGUCCAUGGAGGGGAACAGUCCCAAGACUACCUUCAUGGCCACCAUGGCCUGUCCUGGUGAAAAUAGUGUCUUUCUGCUGUGAGAGGCUGUCGCACCCAUGGGACAAGGCACCCGAGGAUGGCCCUGGGAACUGCCCAGGAGCGUAACAGUGACAUGUAGCUGUCCGUCCCUCCCCCAGGUCCUGUGCUGGUGGAUGGUGCCCAGAGCAUUAACUGUCCCAGCACAAGGCAGUGUUGGCCUCAUCUUAUAAGGGGGGAGUUCUCAGGAGGGUUGAACAAUGUUCCUGCUGCCGGGAAUAGCUGCCAGCUCUGCCUGUUGGCCCCACGUGAGGCCAGUCUCCUGCUGCCAGGCUGCCAUGUGCUGUGGGGGAGGCCAGGCAGCCUCGGGAACCCUGGCAGGGCUGCUCGGAAUGUUCCACACCUGAGGUCAUCCUCUAAAGCAGCACAGAGGGGCCAUGACUCCUGGCAUCCCAUGCUGCCUGCUGCUGGCUGAGAGACUUGAGAGGACCCAUUGCCUCUCUUUGGGGUGGCCCCCCCCUCCCCAGGCCCCCACCCUGCCUAAGGUGCCAGGGAACAGCUGGCAGCAUCUGACUGGAUAGAGAUGGGGUCAUGGGAGCCAUGAGAGCAUCUUGCUUGCCCCAGGGUGGGUGGCACAGGCAUAGGUGCCAUGCCUAUGGCAUGACCCUGGAUCAUGUCCCUGUUCUGCUGAGCCUGUCUUGACUGGCUGUCACAGGUUCUGCACACUGCAGCUUCCCAUAAUGAGCACAGAUGUCAUGGUCAACCCAGGGUGUGGGGCUGGAGAGGUGAGUCAGGGCCACCAGAAAGCAGGAGGGUGAGCUCAUGGAAAAGCUGCCCCAGUCAUGUGGAGCAGCCACAGCUGUUGGUGCCCUUGGACUGUGGGACAGAGGCAGCAGCAUAAAGCCCCACGGCCAGCGAAGCUGCCGGCAGCACCAGGAGCCAGGACUGGGAACUCCCGCCUGUGGUGGCAAGAAGAAAAGGACACAUCCUGCACAGGACUGUGCACUGCAGGCAGACAUGGAGCUGGAUGUGGAACGGGCCAAGGAGCUCAUCGAGCAGAAGCUGGCAGAGGAGGAGAAGGAGGAGAAACUGAAAAGGGAUGGUGCACGGGAGCCACCGGCCGUGGAGCGGAUGAGCACACCUGAGCUGGAGGAGGAGAAGCGCUGUGGCCCCAGGAACUGGGGCCUUGAGGCCAUCAAAGGCCAGGAGAAGGUGCGGAGGAGUUCAGUGGAUUUGAGGCGGGAGAUCAUCGAUGUAGGGAGCAUCCAACGACUCAUCGAGCUCCGCAAGCAGCGCCGGCAGCGCCGGGCAGAGCGGGCAGCCACCCCUGAGCCCACUCCACCACCUGAGCCCCUGGAGAUUGAGGGUCCUGUGGAGCCAGAGACCUUCCUGCGGGCUGCUGUCCAGGGCAAGAUGCACAUCAUCGAGAAGUUUCUGGCAGACGGUGGCUCCCCUGACACAUGUGAUGAGUUCCACCGCACAGCCCUGCACCGCUCCUCGCUGGAGGGACACAUGGAAAUCCUGCAGAAGCUCCUGGACAGUGGGGCCACUGUUGACUUCAGGGACCGGCUGGACUGCACUGCCGUGCACUGGGCCUGCCGGGGUGGGCACCUGGAUGCUGUCAAACUGCUGCAGGACCGCGGGGCAGACCUCAAUGUGAAGGACAAGCUGCUCAGCACACCUCUUCAUGUGGCCACCCGAACCGGACACCUUGACAUUGUGGAGCAUCUCAUCCACUGCGGGGUGGAUAUCAAUGCCCCAGACAGGGAAGGUGACACAGCACUGCAUGAUGCCACACGGCUCAGUCGCUACAAGAUCAUCAAAACGCUGAUCCUGUAUGGGGCUGACAUGAUGGCCAAGAAUGAGGCUGGCAAGACCCCGACAGACCUGGUGCAGCAGUGGCAGGUGGACACACGCCAGGCACUGGAGACCAAGGAGCAGCUGCAGGGGGAAAUGGAGGUCCCUGCAUGAUGGCACCAGGCAGGGACCAGGGGCUGGGCUCAGCUCCAAGGAGCAGGAUCCAGACAAGGCUUGUCUGUGUCAAUAAAAGACAGCAA
Vidua chalybeata is the source of this 2299-nucleotide messenger RNA. It is a transcript of the gene ANKRD2, whose product is annotated as ankyrin repeat domain 2. The record is from RefSeq and is a predicted model, not a curated record. Lineage: Eukaryota; Metazoa; Chordata; Aves; Passeriformes; Viduidae. Gene Ontology annotation, cellular component: nucleus. Gene Ontology annotation, molecular function: RNA polymerase II-specific DNA-binding transcription factor binding. Gene Ontology annotation, biological process: regulation of transcription by RNA polymerase II.